Molecule: messenger RNA, 2448 nt
Organism: Python bivittatus (Burmese python)
Lineage: Eukaryota; Metazoa; Chordata; Lepidosauria; Squamata; Pythonidae
Source: RefSeq, a predicted model, not a curated record
AUGGCGUCGUUUCAUAAUCCAGAGGUUGUUGCAGGGACUCAGGCGUGUGACUCUAGAAGGAAAGCCCACUCUGGCUGCCUGCGGGAAGGAGAGGAGCUCGCGCUGUCCAGGAAGAUCGCGGCUUUGGGGAGCCCAAAUCCAGGUGCUCUAGAAACAUUAACUUCAGGAAAAGAUGGUCAGCUCCAACCACAAUCAACACUGCAAAUCUUACAACAGCAACUGGAAUCAUUUCAAACUCUUCGACAGCAAACUUUAGAGAAUGUAAACAUGGUUCAAACUGAAAUCAAUGAGAUACUUAAUAAAAAUGUAACUGAUAUGAAAAGUCCCGACAAUUUACUUUUUCCCACCACAUCUGUCAACAUUACUACGCCAAGAGAACAUCAAGAAGCUCUAUAUUUUAAGAAGGAGGUUCAUCCUGAUAAGAACCCUGAUACCGGUCAUUGUUCAGAAACCAAGUUCAGCUCUAAAUUUCAAAACAGGAUUCUAAGCAGAAACAUUCCACAACAGAUUCUGUUAAAAUACAAAGCAGCUGGAAUAUCAGAAAACCAUACCCAAGAAUCUAGAAACAAAGCUAUUCUUAAUUUAAAUAACGAUAAUGAGAUUAAGAAUUUUGCCAGCAGCACUUUCUCUCCAUCAUUUAUUGGUUUGGACCCAGAAAAGAAGACACAUCUUAGAGUGUUAAAAAAUUAUAGUGAACACAAAGCCUCCACAGCAUUCCAUAACUGUGAGGAAGAAGAGGAAUGUUUAUCAGAGAGUGUGAGUUCUUUCAAAGAUUUGAAAGAGGAGGAUAAAAAGACUACUAGACAUGAACUGUUACAUACCCUUGAACUUCAGAAUUCUAACAAUGUCUGUGGCAAAGACAAUGAUUCUGGUUAUUUGUCAGAACAGGAUUUUAUGGAAAAAGUUGUGGAUACGUCAAAUGACGAUUUUAAAUUGAGGGUUUCAGAACUGGGGGGUUCAGUAGAUGAGUUUCAAACUGUCACUGCCUCAUCUUCAGAAAAUUAUCAAAGUACACUUCAAACAGCAUUCAAGAACAAACAUAAGAAUAAAGAACAUCUCAUAAAAGGCAGUGCCACUGACAAAUUGCAGUUAAAUCUGUUAUCCAAAGUGCUAAAAAAAAAAGAAACACAGCUGCUUAAGUCAAAUCAAGAGUUCCAAAACUAUGGGAAUCUGGAUUUCUCUGAUAUCAGUUGUAUACCUGAUAACCAUGCUGAAAACCUUAAACUCUUACACAUGCCAUUGGGAGAGUCUGACCAUGUUCAGAGAAAAUGGAUGAUUCUCCAUGAAGAUAUGAAGACUCAAAUGAAACCUCUUACUGACAUUAUACAGUCUCUGACAGAACAAAAUUCAAAAUAUCAGAAUCAAAUUAAGGAGUUGCACGACGAGAAGAAUAACCUUCAAGGGAGAUUAGUUAAAUCAGAUGAAGACUGCAAGGAAUGUCUGAGAGAAGUGAAGAGAUUACUGAAGAAAUGCAAAGAACUUCAACAGCAAAAGGUAGCAUUGGAAGAAAAGCAGGAUCAGCUUUAUGAUCAAAAUCAGCGAAUAAUGCGAGACAUAAAUGAUUUUCAGAAGAAAGAUCAAAAAGCCCAGGAAAGUUUGGCUUCUUUCUCAAAAGAAAAAAGUAAUCUUAUUGUAACUUUAGGGUCUUUGGAAAAUAAACUUUCAGUAUUUCAAGAAGAAAAAAAGAUCUUGGGGGAAGAAAUCUGCCACCUUAAAGAAAAAGAGAAUUUGUUAGGAAAAGAGCUUGAAGAAAAACAGAACGAGAUACAACAAUUAAAAGAAAAUGAGAAGACAGCAGUAUCAGAUAUGGAAGCUCUUCUUAGGAUGCUGCAGUCAUUUAAAGAAGAAAAAGUGAAUUUUGAUAAAACAUUGCAUGAGGCACUCAGUUCUAAAAAUGUCCUCGAGAAAGAACUCCAGGAUGCCCAGUCAGACAGAGCUCAUGUUGAGGAAAAACUUCUAACUGAACGUAAAAAUGCAAAAAUAGAAAGUGGAGUUUUGAAAACUACUUUAUCCAAUACUGAAAGAGAAUGUGACCGACUGAGAACCAUGGUAACUACCAUUACAGAAGACAACUGGGUUCUCAAGAAGCAGCUGAAUGAAUUUAAACAGGAAACUUCUGAAUGCAAGCAUAAAAUAAGACAACUGAGUGAAGUGCUCUUACUAAAGGAAAAUGAAACGCGUUCUAUAGAGAAUGAAAGAGAUGCACUGAGGUUUGAAACGCAGCGUCUUCAAAAGAACAAUGCUAACCUCAAAGAGCAAGUUACUAAUUUGGUCAAUGAGCAAUAUAAGCAAGAGUGCAAAUCUAGAAGCCAAAAGCAAAAUGAUUUCUCUGUGGAUCCUACUCAAAUUUGUGAAGAAAUAUCUAGGUACCAACGUAUUUCUUUGAUACGUGAUUUACCAGGCAGUUCCAGGAAAACUCUAUCAAUCAAUCCUUCAAAGAAACUAUAA